CAUUUCAAUUAAAUAUUUAUAACAUUUCUGCAAUUAUAGUUAAUGGUGAGGGCAACGUUGCUUUUAUUGCUUGUAUCAGGGUGGGUCUUGAUCUGUACUCCCUUGACGUUGGCAGGCAAACGAUUCUGCUGGGAGGUCACGGAGGAACCCAAGACCUCCCCAACCAAUGCCACGGCCACUGUCGAAAUUACCUCUCCCGAGAGCACGCCAUCACCGAAAAGCAAGCCCUCUCUUCCCAAGACCACGCCAUCCCCAAAAAUCAAACCCUUUCCCAAGAUCACACCCCCGUCCCCUAAAGACAGCAAAAAAAAUGACCCUUUCUCUAAAACUACGUCUCCGACCGAAAAGACUCCUUCCAAACCCACACCCUUUCCUGAACGUGAGCCCUCCCCCGAAACCAAGACUCCUUUUCCGCCUGUCCGUCCUGACACCAGUAAGAGUGGAGACGAGGAGCUAGAAAGAGCUAUCUGGGAGAUGAACCAGAGGAGAUGGCCUAAUCGCACAGUGCCAUUCGUAUUUCACCCAAAGCUGAAAAAGAAGCAAAUAGAACUAGUCAGCAUGGCGAUGGACAAGAUAAGAAACCUCACUUGUGUAGAUUUUACAGACUUGACAGGUCGUGUUACUAUAGACGACAAGCAGGAGCAAAAGGUGGUGGUUCAGAGCCUCUAUGCUGGAUGUUUCGCCACUCUGGGCUACAAUGCAAUGUUAAAGACGACUUCCAUCAAUUUAGAUCGCGGGUGUUUCUCGCCUUCCGGACAUGUUAUCCUGCACGAGCUGUCCCAUACUCUUGGUAUAGUACACACACAGAGCAGAUAUGAUCGCGAUAAAUACAUUACCGUUCACGUCGACAAAAUAGAGGCGGGAAAGGAGAGCCAGUUUGCCAUUAAUCGAAAGAUGUAUGGCAAGCUUUCACUGGUGGGCUUGCCAUAUGAUUUCAACAGCGUCAUGCACUACCCCACGAAUGCCUUUGCCAGGGACCCAAAAGAAAAUACUAUGACUUUGAAAAAGAGUUUCCCAGGUGAGGUGGGUUUUGCUAAACGUCUUACUCGGUCUGAUGUGGCCGCCAUUAAUCGCCUGUAUGACUGUAAGAACCAUUACCUAGGCGACGACAUCCCAGGAGCCAAGAGUUACAAAGAAUGGUACGAAACUUAUUUCGCAUGAGGUUCACCUCUUUCAUGCCAUGGUGAAGGUUGUCUUCAAUAAACUUCUGACUCGACCGUUUAGCGAAGAUUAACCGAGCCCAUCCUCCUUUCUUUCUUCUUUCUUUCUUUCUUUGUGAA
Messenger RNA from Scylla paramamosain (green mud crab), 1280 nucleotides. RefSeq names its product zinc metalloproteinase nas-4-like. The record is from RefSeq and is a predicted model, not a curated record. NCBI's taxonomy places the organism in Eukaryota, Metazoa, Arthropoda, Malacostraca, Decapoda, Portunidae. Gene Ontology annotation, biological process: proteolysis. Gene Ontology annotation, molecular function: zinc ion binding; metalloendopeptidase activity. The transcript has a single exon. Bases 43 to 1161 code for a protein of 372 amino acids.